UGAAUUAGAACGCAAGCUUCCAAAGUCAUUGAUUAUUCGAAAAAUAUCUUGGCUACUCUGAUCGUGCUCCACACAUCAUCACUUCAAGGUUCGUACUCCAUAUUCAUACCCAUAGCCUUAUACUCUUUCUUGUUCCAGCUACCUCGCAUGGCGUCAACUACUCUCUCCAACUACUGGCUCUCUCAGUUCAACCCACUGCACAAUCAACGGAAAAAGAGGCCAAAAUCUCUAUUCUCAUCUUCUCGAACCACUCUACGCCUUCUUUCUUCCAUUAACGAUCAUUUGGCGCUCACACGUGUCACAUAUCCGCUUCUCCAGUCUCAUUCUACUCCCAAGCGCAGAUUCCACGUUGGAGUGCAGAAAGAUUAUUCUGAUGGGGAAAGCUCUGAGUCGCUUGUUUCUGACGCAACAUACCAAGAGGAAUUUUCGUGGUCUUCUGUAAUUCUUCCGUUUCUGUUCCCUGCAUUGGGUGGCUUAUUAUUUGGUUAUGAUAUUGGUGCCACCUCCGGUGCUACAAUCUCAUUGCAGUCACCUGACCUUAGCGGAAUAACAUGGUUCAAUCUUUCUGCCAUUCAGCUUGGACUGGUGGUUAGUGGUUCCCUAUAUGGGGCUCUUCUGGGCUCACUUCUCGCAUAUGCUAUAGCUGAUUUCCUUGGGAGGAAGCGACAACUCAUUGCUGCAGCACUGUUGUAUAUAGUUGGUGGUGUGGUUACUGCAUAUUCACCAGAACUUGGUGUUCUUUUAGCAGGAAGGCUGCUUUAUGGACUUGGUAUAGGUUUGGCCAUGCAUGGGGCUCCUUUGUAUAUUGCAGAGACAUGUCCAUCACAAAUCCGUGGUACCCUACUCUUCAUUGUCCUGGGGAUUCUGCUGGGUUAUUUUGUAGGAAGCUUUCUGAUUGAUACAGUUGGGGGAUGGCGGUUCAUGUAUGGAUUUAGUGCUCCAGUUGCUGUAUUAAUGGGGCUAGGAAUGUGGACUCUCCCCGCUUCUCCUCGUUGGCUGCUUCUCAGAGCAGUGCAAGGAAAAGGUUCUUUUCAAGAUUUGAAGGAAAAGGCCAUUGUUUCCCUGAGCAAACNAAGGGNUCGACCGCCUGGUGACAGAGAAUCUGAGAGACAAAUAGAAGAUACCCUUCUCUCAUUGAAGUCUGCCUAUGGACAACAGGAAUCAGAGGGGAAUUUCUUAGAGGUGUUUCAGGGUCCCAAUCUGAAAGCUUUCAUAAUUGGUGGAGGACUAGUNUUAUUUCAACAGAUAACAGGUCAACCAAGUGUUCUAUAUUAUGCAGGCCCAAUUCUUCAGAGCGCUGGAUUUUCUGCUGCAUCUGAUGCUACAAAAGUUUCAGUUGUUAUUGGCUUAUUCAAGUUACUAAUGACUUGGAUUGCUGUCCUAAAAGUUGAUGAUUUGGGGAGAAGGCCUCUGUUGAUUGGAGGUGUCAGUGGCAUUGCCCUCUCUUUAGUUCUCCUUUCUGCUUAUUAUAAAUUUCUUGGAGGGUUCCCACUUGUUGCUGUUGGAGCUUUACUUCUUUAUGUUGGUUGCUACCAGAUAUCAUUUGGGCCCAUAAGUUGGUUAAUGGUAUCAGAGAUCUUCCCACUUCGCACAAGAGGAAAGGGGAUUAGUCUGGCUGUUCUUACCAACUUUGCUUCAAAUGCUGUAGUCACUUUUGCAUUCUCUCCAUUAAAGGAGUUUCUAGGAGCAGAAAACCUUUUUCUCCUUUUUGGGGCUAUUGCUGUUCUAUCACUUCUGUUCGUUAUCUUUUCUGUCCCGGAGACAAAAGGCUUGAGUUUAGAAGAUAUAGAAUCCAAAAUCUUGAAAUGACAGCUAAUCUAAGAUCUUUUUAUGUGAUUGCUGAUAUUUUGCUGACUCUCUCACCUUGUGUACGUAUGGAAUUUGAUAACCAUGACAGCGUUUUCAGUAGACAAUGUGAUUUUUAAUCUCUAA
Vigna radiata var. radiata (mung bean) is the source of this 1932-nucleotide messenger RNA. Its product is annotated as D-xylose-proton symporter-like 3, chloroplastic. NCBI's taxonomy places the organism in Eukaryota, Viridiplantae, Streptophyta, Magnoliopsida, Fabales, Fabaceae. Gene Ontology annotation, biological process: transmembrane transport. The record is from RefSeq and is a predicted model, not a curated record. Gene Ontology annotation, molecular function: transmembrane transporter activity. Gene Ontology annotation, cellular component: membrane.